Molecule: messenger RNA, 1765 nt
Organism: Ochotona princeps (American pika)
Lineage: Eukaryota; Metazoa; Chordata; Mammalia; Lagomorpha; Ochotonidae
Gene: HAND1
Product: heart and neural crest derivatives expressed 1
Exons: 2
Coding region: 339-983 (214 amino acids)
Biological process (GO): regulation of transcription by RNA polymerase II; heart development
Molecular function (GO): DNA-binding transcription factor activity, RNA polymerase II-specific; RNA polymerase II transcription regulatory region sequence-specific DNA binding; protein dimerization activity
Source: RefSeq, a predicted model, not a curated record
CCUGGGACGGCCACCCCCCUUUCUACUCCUCCCCGCCCCCCUGCCAUUGGCUCUCGGUAGAGGUUGACUUCAAAGCCGCGGCCUUAUAUAAGUCGGAGCCCGAAGCCGAGUCCGCAGAAGGGUUAAACAGGUCUUAGGGCAUCGCGUCCGUGCCCCGGACCAAGACCCGCAGGAAAGCUGAGAGCUGCACGUCUGGUCAUUAUCCUUGUCCCCAGACUCCCCUGAAGCCUGCACCUAGCAGGGCGCGGCCCCAGAGCCCACCGGUGGCUUGGGUAGUCUCUGGGGCGCAUGGGGCGGCGUUAAUCGGGCUGGCGGCGCAGGCCAGGAGCCGCUCCAAAAUGAACCUCGUGGGCAGCUACGCACAUCAUCAUCACCAUCACCACGCGCAUCCCACGCACCCCAUGCUCCACGAGCCCUUCCUCUUCGGCCCGGCCUCGCGCUGUCACCAGGAGCGGCCCUACUUCCAGAGCUGGCUGCUGAGCCCGGCUGACGCGGCCCCGGACUUCCCUGCGGGAGGGCCACCGCCCACAGCCGCUGCGGCCGCCGCCACCUACGGUCCUGACGCCAGGCCUGGCCAGAGCCCUGGGAGGCUGGAGGCGCUGGGAGGUCGCCUGGGCCGGCGGAAGGGCUCGGGACCCAAGAAGGAGCGGAGACGCACAGAAAGCAUUAACAGCGCGUUCGCAGAGCUGCGCGAGUGCAUCCCUAACGUGCCGGCUGACACCAAGCUCUCCAAGAUCAAGACUCUGCGUCUGGCCACCAGCUACAUCGCCUACCUGAUGGACGUGCUGGCCAAGGAUGCCCAGGCGGGAGAUCCCGAGGCUUUCAAGGCUGAACUCAAGAAAGUGGAUGGCGGCCGAGAUAGCAAACGGAAAAGGGAGUUGCAGCAAGAAGGCUUCCCUCCGGCUCUGGGCCCUGGAGAGAAGAGGAUGAAAGGGCGCACCGGCUGGCCGCAACAGGUCUGGGCUCUGGAGCUGAACCAGUGAGCUGAGCCCUGAGCCAAGGACCGGCCACAGCUGGCCAACGACCCCAGGGCCUCAGGAACACAGGACGGCGGUGGGCGGCGAAGUCCAGGCUCUGGGUUGCGGCCCGAUUGUGGGAGCCUCAGCCGGUUGCCUGCUGCAACCACACACUUGGAUCGCACGUGCAAUGUCAUUUGAAAUUGUUUUUAAUACAUUAAGAGAAAGAGAAAUAUAUAUAUCUAUAUCUAUAUAUAUCCACCUCCUUCGAGGGCGGUUCUUGGAGGCUCAAGGCAGCAGCAGCAAGGACACUGAGGAGCCAAGCGCCCGAAGAUGCACCCUACCUACCCUUCUGGGGUGAACUGUGACAGCCUAGUGCCAAGGCCAUCCUGCCCUUCUCUUGUCUUUCUCUCCACCCUCGGCUCUUAUUACAACGCAAUAAGAAGAACCCGUGGUUCUGGCUGGGGAAGAGAACCAAAAGCAGGAAGAUGGAGAGUUCCCUUUUGUUGUUUUCCUUUCCGCAGCAGCAUUUUAUUUUAUUUUAUUUUGUGGCUGCAUUUCCUUCUUAGUUCCAAGGGAAACACACACUCUCUUUUCUUAUUCUUUCGCCUUCUAUUUUCUUGGUUCUUUGUAAAUAAAAACUUACCCAUGCUGGGAAGUUUUUAUGUAUUUAAACUACCUAAAGUGCCUGUUGCUCAGGUGUUUGUCUAAUGCCUCCAUGCCCACCCCUUUUCUACCUCAAAACUGUAUGACCACUCACCGUCCUCCCUUUGCCAAAGCAGUAUCUAUGCUCUUGAUUAAUAAAAAAA